UUCCCGUGAGCUGCCAGUCGACUUGUGUGGAAGGCUCAAGUGACAGCGCGCACUCCCGAUGAGUUCUUACAAGCUUCUUAGAUCAACUGAGUAUGUGCAACCUAAUAGGGUUUAUCCUAAUAACACCAAGAACAGCCUUACAAUAGAACAGUGAUGCUUUCCUCCCCGUCAGUGAGACAUCACCGAAACUGCACGAGAGAAAAGUGAAAUUAAACAGUGUUUAUGGAUGUCUUUGUCAUACAUGAAAGUUCUCUUGUGGCCCACGCCAUUGUGUUUCAGUGUAAGCUUUCAUUAUACAAAUAUGAAUUAUUCUUUCAAGGCCAGAGACUUUAAAUUCAUACCCGUUGACUAUUACGAAGCUCCUGUCAUUUCUGGGAAACUGAGUUCAACUUAUGAUAAUUAAUUGUGAACGUUGAAUUGAAGGAUGGCUCAGUCAGCGCUGGCGCUGGUAGGGAGUUCAGUGCACAGCGGGAUACAAGGAGAGGACCACCACUUGUUCAGAGUGUACAAGGCUUACGCAUCUGAGGCUCGGCUGGCCCUGCUUCAAGUGCUUAGCUGGGGCUGCCCCAAACCUCCUUCUCAAACAUUUGAUCAAUAUCUAUUUGCAUCCGGCCGAAGCCGCGCCUUAUACAGGAAAGUCUUUGAUGGUCAGCAACGAGAGAAGAUAUCAACCAAUCCUUCAGGUGACAGGUUCGAUGUUUCUCUACUGUUCAAGAUGAUCCAGCAGGCAUGUCACUCUCUGGCACCCCCGGAAGAUGAGGUGUGGACCACCCCAGACCCCACACGCCUGGAAUACUUGCUGACAAGGAUCAAGAAUGCACGCAAUACUCUAGUGCACAAUGUCACUACUACUACACAAGAGAAAAUGGUGGAAGAAAUUGAAUCUCUACGAGACCUUCUGACAAAAGUGGUGAAGAUCAGUGGAAUUCUAUACUGUGUUAACAGCGGCUUGGUGAAUCAGGUGUUGCGUCUCAUUCAUUACAACCUGAACAAUAUCCGCGACCAGCCCUUCGCCCCUCUGGACCUGCAGGAUUACGGCAACCACUUGGUGUUCGACAGUCUGAAAGCUACCUUGUGUCUCAACGGAGCCCAGGAGUUAAAGCAGACAUACAACUCCAAGAAAUUCCUCAACCCUAUCUCCUUCCUUGACAAAAGCGAGUGUCACUUGCAAGUGGGAGAAGUGUUUACAUGCUUAUCAAUUCAAGAUUUGAGGGCUUGCCCUCGCAGUCGCCCCGUCCAUUGCAAAGAGCUGCUGGAACUCAUGGACACCGCGACGUGCGAUUCGGAGGGCAAUUGUGAAAUCCAAAACCAUUCUUUAUUGAUUCUCGAAGGCCAACCAGGCUCUGGGAAGACCACCUUGCUCAGGUUCUAUGUGUCGCAUUGGAUUCAGGGCGGGGAAGACAUCAAAGGACUCUCUGAUUACGAUCUGGUGUUGCACUUUGAGUGUCGCGACACCUGCAUCGACUCCUUCACUCAGUUGCUGCUCUCUCACAUGCCGCAAACCACUUCCAAGUUCCGCAAGAACGAUCUUAUUCACGUGUUUCAAAGUCUGAAGGCCAUGGUUCUUAUUGAUGGCCUUGACGAACUUAAUAUAGCUUCCCAGAAGGUAGUGAGAGAAAUCUUACAUUUGAAGAGUUCCUGUGACCUCACUCUCAUCUGCACCUCGAGGGCAGAAAAGAUCAGGGAGGUGCACAAGCUAGUGUCCGGUAAAGUAAAAGUCAUCCACAUGAAGAUACUUGGAAUUCCCAUUGAAAAUAGAGAGGAGUUUGUACAAGUAUACCAUUGUCAAUUGAAAAAUCACGGCGUUCCACAGCAGAACAUCAAUGGCUUACUAGAGUACUUGCGUGAAGUGCCGUCACAUCUACAGGAUUUUUUCAGGUUUCCGCUUAAUCUAGUCCUGCUUACCUUUUUGUGGGAUGGUGCGCACCUUAGAGUCAGAAAAAUCAACUCCAUGACUACGCUCUAUCUCGAAAUCCACAGACUUAUGAUAGAAAAGUUUCUCGACAGACUGACAUACCAUCCCUCCACGCAGAAUCUGUCCCACGCCAACCUGGCCACCAAGUGUGAAAGCUUCCGAGCAACCCUGUACGAGGAAGCAUUGCACGGCCUGGGUAUGGGUACAGUGUAUUUAGACGAGAGAGGAACAAAGAGCCUGAGAGAGCUCUGUAUUAGUUUGGAUCUUCCUAGAGAGGAAGUGUUCUCUGCCUUUUUAGUAGCAGAAUCUUAUGACCACACUCUUGGUCUUUCAGAGAAGGUGAAAUUCCCACACAAAGGAAUCCAGGAUUUUUAUGCGGCUAUACACGUAACCUCCCUUGUGAAAGAAGGUCCUUUUCCUGAUCUAUCUCUUUUUUUAAGUAAGUUAGAUGAACUGAAGAAAGAGUUCCCGGUGCCGAGCUUUGCGUGGCGGCAAAUAGUGAAACACACUAAAGAACUACUCAGCAAACCAGUCUCCAUACGUAGCGUCUUGCUUGAGUUCCAGUCAGAGAGUCAGGAUAUUGGCAGGUACCAAAACGUGAUUUGUCACAUGGUUAAUCUAUUGCACAGCUGUGAACCGCGGUCCCUCGAACACUACGCAGCAGAGCUGGUGACUCUUUUGGACGAGGCUAAAGGAAUGUCAUUCGAACAUUGGGUCGACAUACUGAAGGAGAGCCAUUACAACCCAAUGCUGGCUGAAAAGAUUUCUAAAGUGCUGCCUAAGUUUUCAUGGACAGUGAGGGACCAAGACGUGAGAGCUGCUGCUGCUUUCCUGAAUCACAACUGUCCCUCGCAGCUCACUAUCGACGUCAUGAAUGACCCCAACCAGCUACCACACUUGCAUGAACUGCUGCAAACUGCUGCCACCUGUACCACUUGCAAAGUAUACAUUUUUUUCCACCAUCACUGGCGUCACCCGGAAAAAGAAUCCUCCAAUUCCCUCCUGUUGAAGCUGUUACCCGCGCAGCAGGAGAAUGAGCAUCUUGAGUCUCCUGGCUCCCCAGCAGACCCCUCCUCAGACUAUCUAAGAGAUAUCAAUGGCCCGAAGAUCUGUCUGAUGGAAUUGAUGGGCCAUUUCAAUGGACAGGCUGUUCAUAUGCUGCCCACGUCCAUCAAAGAACUUCGUCUGGCCUUGGCUGACGACAACGACGCCCUCGACUGGUUUCAUGCUCUUCCCAAACUCUCCCACAUGCUUCCUUCCCUGAGGAACAUCUGGAUACAUGUCACAGGGAGCGUCAGUCCAGACUUGCUCCCCAUUCUGCCACAACUCCUUUAUCGCCCUCGACUCUACUUGUCCAAUGUGGGAGACGAUAACAUAUCGUGGGCGAGCCGAGUGGCCCGCGCUCUUCUGCAUCCCUAUUCGAAAUAUGCCAGUGUUGGAUUGGUCCGCAGCAGUCUCAGCAGCCGCGGAGUGAGUCAGCUGGCCGAGCUGCUGCACCACCAGGACGUGGGCGUGUACGCCGGGCGUGGGGGAGGCCUCCUGGUGGCCUCCACUCACCUCUCUCAAUCUGAUCAGGACGUCAGCGAUUCAGUUUUUCACCAUCUCAACUGUUCCCUCACACUGCUGAACGACGAUGAGAUCUGGAAUGACGAGUCCAUCUACGAAGAAGUAUACGAAUGCCACAAUUACGAGAACAUGUGUGGCGGCACUGACGAGGCACAAGACACCUGUAGCCACAGUACCAAAUCAGAAGCCAUAUAUGAGAGUAUUUUACCAAAUCAAGCAGAAGCUGUUAACUCAUAUUCCCACAAGAAUGCUUCGUCUUAUCUUGACGACUCAGAGAGUGAGAAAAACUCUGAAUACUUGUCAAGUAUAUACGAGGACAUGAAACAAGUGACGGGAGUAAGUGCGUCAUCAUCACCAGCAGGACGCCCUUCACUACCAGCUCCAGUGCCACGAAGCGACUACUUUCCUCAGACCGAUCAUACGCCAAUGCCAGCCAGACCCCCGUUGCCGCUACCACCAAAAGCUGAAAGCUUAUGUCCAAAUGCUGAUAAGAACUUUGAAUCCUCAUUAGGUGAAUAUGUCAACUUGUCUGAAUGCGUGAGUGGAUCAAAACCGCCACCGCUGCCGCCACGUUGCAAAUCGUCAAUAGCUACUCCUGUGUCCAGCUUUUUCCACUACAACCGGCUGCCAAAGUUUCAUACCAAUCCCCCUCCAAAACCAUUAAUUUCAAGGUAUUCUAUUAACAGCAUUGAGUCCAGACGUUCACUAACAACUCCUACUGAAGUUUCGAGUUCACCAAAGGUGCUACAAUCAGGCCCCGACAACCUACACCUAAAGGUAGAAACGGACUCAGUGAAGCCAAGCCCACCAAAAUACUUCUUUCCGCCGCAUCAAAAUUUACCCAGUGGCUUCAGGCCAUCACGUAGCUCACUGCCAACGUUAUUCCCCUCGUCUAGUUCACGUAUAGCAGUGGACCAUCUUUCAUCACCUGGAGUCAUCACACAGCCACCUAGCUUUACAGACUUUCACCUUCACAAAAAAUCUUACAAGGGCAAGCCAGUACUACCUUGCCCCCUCACACCAAAACUCACGUCUCUCUUACCAAACGGUGACUAUAAACGAUUGUGUAACAAUAACUAGUUUCUAUUUGCUGUCAAAUCAUGAUUAAGGACGAGUUCUUCAGUAGGAACAGAUAUGUGACAGAAGCUCGCACGCUCGCACUAACAAGAAUGAGUCUUUUUAUAAUAGCUAUGCUGACUCGCUGACACCACAUCCUGAAUAAAGCAUCAGAACCUUACUUGAGGACUCACACCAUACUUCACAAAACUACAAGUCCAACUGAACCCUUCUCUCCUAAGAAAUAUCGCCACAUAUAAGAGCAAGUCCUUUAUUUCUCAAGAUUUAGAAUUUAUUAGUGGACCACAGUAAAAUGUUGUAUCGGCUACUGUCUAAUAAUGCCUCCUGUAGGUAUUUGUUAAUUGCACACAAGCGACGUGCAUGUGUAGGCUGCUUAAAAUACUCAGCAGAAGUGUAUAACUAUCGGUAGUAUGUUUUGGUGUGUUGAAAUGUUGAGAUUAUAAUGAACCCAGCCAGUAUUGUUUGUUUUGGUACUGUCAGUCCAUGGUGAUUACAUUCAAGCUUGUAUAGAAACUUUUAUAAGGCAGAAUGAAAACAGAUAAAUAAAAGCUAGCUUUUUACUCUGGCGUAGCUUAACCUUGGUCAUAAUGUUGUAAAUGUCUCCAGCAGUUACGACCAUGCAGCAGUCUGGUACCGCGCCCCUUACCACUCACUCAACAACCACCACCAAAGAUCCUUGGGCAGUGGUUCCUAAACUUUUUCUGAGCAAGUACAGUCCCCUCGCACCACCUAUUGCUUUGCCGAUGAGAGAGAGAGAGAGAGAGAGAGAGAGAGAGAGAGAGAGAGAGAGAUUAUCUGAAAUUAUUGAAGGAGUGAAGAUAAUAGCUUAGUUUUUAUCCCACAAUUCUUGCAAUAUCAAAACCAUGCAACUCUGAAGGCCAACUAUGAAAGAAUAAUAAUGACAAUAAUGAUGAUAGAAUGGUAGUAGUAGUAGUAGUAGUAGUAGUAGUAGUAGUAGUAGUAGUAGUAGUAAAGUAGUAGGGGAAGGUGAGGUAAGACGGACCCAUGGGGUAAGACGGAACCCUCUUCUAAAUCCAAGCAUAAAGGGUGAGUUUCAAAAUUUUUCUCUUAGAUGGCCUUCACGUCGCCCAACAAUGACAUCAUCACUACCAGUAGGCACGCUUCCCUUGCGCUUCAGAGGGAAAUAUUUGUCAUUUUAUGCAGUGCUGAUGUUAUACGCACAAGGUAUAAGACACUGAUGGUUUUAUACUGAAAUAAUUAUAAUGAUUUAGUACUUAUAUAUAUGUUAUACAUGCCCAUGAGUGUAUACAUGAUAUAUAGAUGACAUAAAUUGGCAUAACAAACAUAGAUACUUUGGUAAACAUUUCGACAUUUUAAUGUUUACUAAUGGGGUAAGAUGGACCCCAUGAGAGGGGAAAGGUGGGUUUCUUCUGCUAAUUGCAAAAGCUGGACUCAUGAACAAUGUGGAGGGAUAGAUGAUGAUGAUGAUGAUGCUGAGGAAGAGGUUUUUGUGUGUGAUUUAUGUCAUUAAGUUGUGCAGGGAUAUAGAUGAUAAUUAGGGAGAGAUUUUUUUUUUUUUCAUUAUUUGUACCAAUAAAUUUGGCUCAUGAGCAAUGUGAAGGGUUAUGACGUUAUGACGAUGACGAGGAAGUUUUUCAUCUGUACUUUAUGCCAAUAAGGAUUUGUUUCUUCAUUGCUGGAUAAAAUGGAACCCUGGGGGUCCGUCUUACCCCAUAAUUUUAUUUUUUGACACAAGAAAAAUAAUAAUUUUGUAAAUUUU
Portunus trituberculatus (swimming crab) is the source of this 6299-nucleotide messenger RNA. RefSeq lists its product as uncharacterized. The transcript has 5 exons. The record is from RefSeq and is a predicted model, not a curated record. Lineage: Eukaryota; Metazoa; Arthropoda; Malacostraca; Decapoda; Portunidae. The coding region runs from base 425 to 4561 and encodes 1378 amino acids.